Messenger RNA from Penicillium argentinense, 4119 nucleotides. RefSeq names its product putative non-repetitive nucleoporin. The transcript is spliced from 4 exons. Bases 1 to 4119 code for a protein of 1372 amino acids. Gene Ontology annotation, molecular function: structural constituent of nuclear pore. The record is from RefSeq and is a predicted model, not a curated record. Lineage: Eukaryota; Fungi; Ascomycota; Eurotiomycetes; Eurotiales; Aspergillaceae. Gene Ontology annotation, cellular component: nuclear pore inner ring; nuclear pore. Gene Ontology annotation, biological process: RNA export from nucleus; transcription-dependent tethering of RNA polymerase II gene DNA at nuclear periphery; protein import into nucleus.
AUGGCGUAUCCGACUCUGCCCACGAACCUCCCUCCGGGGACACCGCAGCGACCCCUGCCUGGAGCGUUCCUACAGACUCCAGCAGUGCCCCGAAAUGACGCCCCCCGAUCUCCGCCACAGCCCCUCCCGGUGCAGACGCCAUUGCCCAAUAUGGCCCCGGCGAUCGUCCAGACAUCCAACCGAGCCUUGAGCGUGGAAGAGCGUGGGGCGCACACCAUCAACAAUACCCUGGCGCAAGAAGCUCGCUUUCCGGACCUGGACAGCUAUCUGUCGCAGGGAUUCUCAUCCGACUAUGAUAUCCCCACGAGCCCGUCAUGGGCGCCGUUCCAGAAAGUCAAAAUGUACAACAUCCCCGAUCAAAUCUUCGAUCAAUACAAUCGUGCCCAGGUGUCGACAAGUAUGGGUUUGUUCGCCGAGAUCAACCACGCGUGGGUGGCCAUUGACAACGCACUGUACCUGUGGGACUUUAAAGCCAACAACCCCGAGCUGGUUGGAUUCGAGGAACAGCCGAACAGCAUCAACGCGGUGAAGCUGGUCAAGCCGCGCCCCGGUGUAUUUUUGCCCAACAUUUCGCACCUGCUCGUGGUGGCUACGACAGCGGAGGUGAUCAUACUGGCUAUGAGCUGCGAGAUGGACAAUGAGCGUUUCAAGGUGUCUUUGUUCGAAACGAAAAUGGCAGUGCCUGUUCGGGGACUGGACAUCCAUGUGAUUGCCGCUUCGGACCAGACCGGUCGCAUUUUCUUUGGAGGAUCGACUGACAACCAUGUGUGGGAGCUCACCUAUCAGCAAGAGGAGCGGUGGUUCUACAACCGUUGCGCCAAAGUGAACCACACUCGGUCUAGGCUUGCAGCAUUCAAGCCAUCGAUGAGCAUGCCCAACCUUGCCCUUGCGCAGAGAGCUGGUGUGGAACACGUCGAGCAGAUGGUGAUUGAUGACAGCCGAAGACUGCUGUACACCCUGUCUAAUGAGUCCACAAUUCGAGUGCUUCACUUUAAGAAUGAUGGUAGCGUCUCUGUGGCCAUCACUAAGCGGGCCGUAGACAUUUACGCCAACAUCGGACAUACCAUUGCGUCCCACGAGACGCUGAACCCGAAAGUGAAGAUCGUCUCCAUCAGCCCUGUCCCCGAGGCAGAGGCCAAACGGUAUCAUUUGGUUGCAACCACCGCCACUGGAUACCGAGUUUACCUCAGUGCCACUGGUUCUUACAGCUGGGACCCCCAGCAGGUUGGAGCGGAUGCCCCGACUAGCAUGCAGGCGCAACAUAUCAAGACUCCGCCGGUUGAUAUCGCUCUGGAUGCCAGAGAUGUUAACGGAAACCGGAUUCAAUCGCUUGCCGCAAGAGGUCCGCUCCAGUCCCUUUCACCGACUCGUUUGGCGGCACGCUUCCCUCCCGGCUACUUCUUCUGUUUCACCUGCCGGGAUCCCACACAACGCGAGGAUACCCUGUUCAUCUCCGCUCCUGACUCUGGUCGACUUGCGCGCCCACAUGAGAGCUCGACUGCCGCUCAGGCUCCGGAAUCGGCUAUCUGGUUGAACCUCGGCGGCAAGGCUGAGGACAUUGGGCUAUGCUCGGCGCCUCUGCCAGCUACUGCCGGCGGGUUCGGUAAUGAGAUGGCGGUUCAGUUUGAUCAACCUGCUGCGCAGGUGGCAAUUCUGACCAACACUGGAAUCCACAUCAUCCGUCGCCGACGCCCCGUGGAUAUCUUUGCGUCCCUGGCGCGUAGCGGAAGUCUGAGUCAUGACGGCUUGGAUGAGGUGCUCAAGGCAUUCAGUCUUGGAUUUGGGCGAGCGGAGACUCUGGCGACGGCCCUCGCCGUGGCCUGUGGCCAAGGAGAGGAGAUCGCCCAUGACCAGCGUAUGACCCAGAUCAGUGAUCCCGACGUGCUUGAGUUCGCGCGCAAGAUCUUUGUCGGGUUCGGUGGCAAGCCCACACCAAACCAAGAUAUUAGUGACGGUACUGCUCUCACCAUCGAUGAUGUGACUCCUUCACCCCGACACCAAGGUAUUGCACUGUACAUUUCGCGUCUUCUCCGAUCGAUUUGGAAGAAGGAGGUCAGUACAAUUGGCAAGGCGUCGGAUGGUGGAAUGACUGUUGCUGCCUCGGUCGCCACUGCCAAACUGCAGAGCAUCCAACAGAGUCUCUCGUCUCUCCAAGAGUUCUUCAAGGUCAACCGCAGCUUCAUUGAAGGUCUGAGCGGUCCCGAUGCUCUUGCCCGGGCCGAGUCCAAGGCCGCGGUCAUUGAACUGCAGGCCGAACACCGUGCUGUCCAUUCGCUGGUGCAGCUGGUAUCCCACACUAUCGAGGGCAUUUCCUUUGUCCUCGUUCUCUUUGAUGAGCGGGUGGAUGAGAUUGUGAACACACUUCCUGACGAGUCGAAGCACCGGUUUUUGAAGCUUACCUUCGAGGAGCUCUUCAGCACCAGCAAGGGUCAUGAGAUUGCCAAGGAGCUGGUGAAGGGUAUCGUCAACCGCAACAUUGCUAAGGGCUCAAAUGUGGAGACGAUUGCGGAUGCUCUCCGCCGUCGAUGCGGCAGCUUCUGCAGCCCGGAGGAUGUGGUGAUUUUCAAGGCCCAGGAGCUGCUCAAGCGUGCUUCUGAGGCUGGUGCUAACUCUGACUUGGGCCGGAACCUCCUGAACGAAAGCCUCAAGCUUUUCCUGGAGGUGGCUGAGAACCUCCCGAUGGACUACCUGGUUUCUGCCGUGGAUACGUACAUUAACACACAAUUCUUUGCUGGAGCCAUUCAAUUAUGUCUCAACGUCGCCGGCGUUUCCGACAAAGCCAACCUUGCCCUGUCCUGGAUCAUGGAUGGUCGUCCCGAACAGGUGCCUAUGCCUUCCCAUGCCCACGGCGAAAGUCCCCCGCUCAUCACUCUACAGGACUCUCGCAAGGAACACUUCUACUUCCGCAAGCAAUGUUACGACCUGGUGUCGAAGGUAAUUGUCGCUGUGGACAAUCUCACCGCUUCGGACCCUGGUUUCAUUGAUGGGCAACCCACCCAGAUUGCCAAACGACAGAACGAGGCUUAUUGCGUGAUUUCCGGUUCGCAAGACGAGGUGUUCUUGACCAGUCUGUACGACUGGUAUUUGGAACAGGGCUGGAGCGACCGUCUCCUGCAGACUCAGUCCCCGUUCGUGGUCACGUAUCUCGAACGCAAGUCCGCCGACGAUAUCGCUCAUGCCGAUCUGCUGUGGCGUUAUUACGCCCAGUCACAACGGUUCUUCGAGGCCGCCAAGGUGCAAUUCCAGCUGGCCCAGAGCGCCUUCACGCUGCCGUUGAGCAAACGUAUUGAGUACCUGGGCCGUGCUCGCGCCAACGCAUCAACCUUUACCCCCGAUGUCGGCCGACAGUCCCGACAGCGAUUGCUGCAGGAGAUCGGAAACCUCAUUGACGUUGCCAACAUUCAGGAUGACCUCCUGCACCGCCUGAAGGAAGAUAAGCGCAUUGCGCCAGAGCGCAAGGGUGAGGUCCUGCAGGACGUAGAUGGACCGGUGAUGGAUAUCAGCACGCUCUUCAACCAAUACGCCGACUCGGCCAGCUACUAUGACAUCUGCCUGCAGAUCUUCUACUUGGCAGACUACCGCAACGCAGCCGACAUCAAGGCCACCUGGCAACAUCUGAUCCAAGAUCUCCACGAGGAAACCCUCGCCCGCGGCACGCCGAAGCCGUACGAGGCCGUCAUCGAAAAACUCCGCAGUCUCGGCUCUCGCCUCCGUAUGUCCGACACCGUCUUCCCGGUGCGUGAGCUCCUCCCCAUCCUGGAGCGCUACAAUCUCGAGCACCAGCGCACCGAGGGAACCACCUACUGGGUCGUCGACCUGUUCCUGGAACUGGGCGUCGCCUACGAAUCCCUGUACGCCGUACUGGAAGCAAUGUAUUACACCGACGAAGCCCCCUUUCAGGGCGCAAACCGCCGGUACAUUGCGGCGGACCUAGUGUAUCUGCUUCAGGGGUGGUUCCAUGAGAGCGCGCAGCUGGGCGGGAUGGUAUUUGGGUCUGAGGCGGCGGCAGAGCGGGUCUCGGAAACCUUGUUAUUGCUGCAACAGAACCCGCAGAACGCUCCCGAGGUCCGGGAAGCGGGUGACAGGUUGCGUGCGCAGAUUUCGAGUCUCCUGCGUUAG